Molecule: messenger RNA, 1870 nt
Organism: Beta vulgaris subsp. vulgaris (sugar beet)
Lineage: Eukaryota; Viridiplantae; Streptophyta; Magnoliopsida; Caryophyllales; Amaranthaceae
Product: cold-responsive protein kinase 1
Exons: 7
Coding region: 399-1502 (367 amino acids)
Biological process (GO): protein phosphorylation
Molecular function (GO): ATP binding; protein kinase activity
Source: RefSeq, a predicted model, not a curated record
CAUGAAAUCUGCAAAUCACAAAUGGGUACACACACAAAAGAAACAGUACAUUAAAUAAAAAAAUUGAGAUCACUUUGAAAAUUCGUUAUACGAGUACACCACUUUUUAUAUUUCCACAUUUCUCUCUCCUAUAUUUGCUACUUCCAGCUUACAGUAUAUGGUAGUGGGAUAACGACAUCUUUGAGCAACAAUAAAGUUUCAUUUUUUUCUUACUUCAAAUAUAUUCUAAUACCCAUUUAAGAAUUCAAGAAAAUUGCUCAGAGAAAUUUUUUCUAUUAUAAAAAAAAAAUAAAAAACUUCAAAGUUGAAAUUUUUAAUUAAUUAUUAGUUUAGAUUAUCUCAUUUUAUGAAGCCCUUUUAAUGAUAUCAAUCAUCAUCAACUCCUGUAAUCACAAGAUAUGAGCUGUGGCUGCUUUGGAAGCCCUUUUACACAGAAGCAAAAGAGUCUUACCCCACCUCCCAGAGAAGUAGAGGGGAAGGUGCUUGAGAACAUCAGGCAUUUCUCCUACAAUGAGUUAAGAGUGGCAACAAAUGAUUUCAGUUUGAGCAAUAAGAUAGGGCGUGGAGGAUUUGGAACAGUAUACAAGGGGAUCUUCAAAAGUGGACUACAAGUUGCUGUGAAAGCACUCUCUGCUGAAUCAAAGCAAGGAGUGCGUGAAUUUUUGGCUGAAAUCAAUACUAUUUCUAAUGUGAGGCACCAGAACCUAGUCGAGUUGAUUGGAUGUUGUGUUGAAGGAACUAACCGCAUUUUAGUAUAUGAGUAUGUAGUAAACAAUAGUCUCGAUCGUGCAUUAUUAGGUUAUACUAGUGACCGUAGUAAACUGAACUGGGAAAGAAGAUCUGCUAUAUGUUUGGGUACUGCUAGGGCUCUUGCUUUUCUUCAUGAAGAACUUGUGCCACAUAUUGUGCAUAGGGAUAUAAAAGCAAGCAACAUACUUCUUGGUGAAGACUUUGCACCAAAAAUUGGAGAUUUUGGGUUGGCAAAACUUUUUCCUGAUGAUAUCACUCAUAUUAGCACGAGAAUAGCUGGAACAUCUGGUUACUUGGCACCAGAAUAUGCUUUGGGUGGUCAUUUGACCAUGAAGGCAGAUGUUUACAGCUUUGGUGUGCUUAUACUUGAAAUAGUUAGUGGCCAAAGCAAUUCAAAGUCAAAUUGGGGUGGAUCAAAUAAGCUUCUUCUCGAAUGGGCAUGGCAGUUGUAUGAGGAAGGGAGAUUACUGGAGCUAGUGGAUUCAGAAAUCGGAGAAUACGCAGUAGACGAGGUGUUUAGAUACAUGAUAGUGGCUUUCUUCUGCACACAAGCAGGCGCUAACAGAAGGCCGUUGAUGAGUCAGGUUAUCCAUAUGCUCUCUACAAAAACACGACUGAACGAGAAGCAGCUGGCAGCCCCGGGGUUCAUUGCAGAUACUGGUGUUAACUCAAAGGAGAAGAUAUCUGUUGGCUCUAGCUCUUAUCAAUUUAGCUCUGCACCUGUCUCCAUUACUGAGAUUGUCCCCAGAUGAAGAAUGAAGUUUACACAAUUCUUUUAUUGAUUGUUCAACAUAUAGCUUCUUACUGUAUUUGUUAAAGUGCUGCUUUAGCAGCAGUAUUGCUGCAUGGAUAUGGGUUUAUGUUCAUGGAUACCACAACACUCCUCUUCGGACCGAGCUCCGGACAAGCACAGGCGGAGCUAAGACUGGCACAUAGAUAUUCUUCUAUAGUUGCAUAAAGUUCUUUUCUCCUUUAUGGCAGAAAUUACAUAGAGAAUUCAUAAGUACUUGAUUCUAGACAUUGGAAUGAGGAUGGUGCAAUUAAAUUUUGUAUUUAAGGAGUAAAUGAAAGAUGCAUACUCAUUUACGUAUUGAAUGAGUUAUAGCAAUACUUGGUGAUA